Molecule: messenger RNA, 4303 nt
Organism: Colius striatus (speckled mousebird)
Lineage: Eukaryota; Metazoa; Chordata; Aves; Coliiformes; Coliidae
Gene: NOL8
Product: nucleolar protein 8
Exons: 17
Coding region: 213-3764 (1183 amino acids)
Molecular function (GO): RNA binding
Source: RefSeq, a predicted model, not a curated record
ACUUGACCGGCCGGAAACAGGAACCCGAAAGAGAUGGAGAGAGACUCGGAAUCCCUCGGCCACGGGAGGCGGAACGCUUGUGUUGUGUCCUCGGAGCGACUAACAGGAAGCGGUGUGAGGGGGAAGGCGAGGUGCGUUGCGCUCAGGGAACCGUGCUGCGGCCGGCGAGGAGAGGAGCGUGUGUGACAAGUAUAACAGCUUCAGUUCCCAGCAUGGAGAAGAAGCAAGUCUCAAAACGCUUAUACGUUGGAGGGCUCAGCCAUACGGUUUCUGAGGCGGAGCUGCAAGAAAGAUUCGGCGAGUUUGGGCGUGUUUUGGAUACAGAGAUUAUUACCAGAAAAGACGACCAAGGGAACCCCACGAAAACUUUUGCUUACAUCAGUGUCAGCAUUUCUGAUGAAGGCCUUAGAAAGUGCAUAUCAAUUUUAAAUAAAACAAAGUGGAAAGGGGGAACACUGCAAAUCGAAUUGGCCAAAGAAAGCUUUUUGCACAGACUUGUCAUAGAGAGGGAAGAAGCCAAGCUUCAGAAAGAAAAGCCACAGAGAAACGACAAAAUGGGCCUUUUAGAAUCCCUGAAAAAGGCUGGAGUUGUGGGCUUUCACAUGAAAGCAGUACCAGGUACAGAGGUGCCAGACCAUAAGAAGUGGGUUGUUGGUAAAUUUGGCAGAGUCCUGCCUGUACUACACCUUAGGAGUCAACAAAAAAAUAAACUUGUGAAAUAUGACCCAUCAAAAUAUUGCCAUAACCUCAGAAAGCUGGAGCCAGACUUGCCACCUCUAGUUCCCGUAUCCAAGCUUACUUGGCACUUGGAAGGGAGAGAUGACAAGAAGCGGCAAGGAGAGUUCCCCGGAGCUAAGACACCACCGAAAAAGCUCAGGCAGCUGGGCAGUGAGGCUCUGGAUGGAGCAGCACUUCUCUCUUCUGGAUGCCAGUCACACUCAAAAAACACAAGCUCUUCAAAGCUACAGCAAAGAUCAAAAUCCAAACCCACUGAGCAGUCUAAAUUGCCUCCAUCGAGGAGCCUUAAUAGUAAAAGCUCUGGGAGAGGCUUAUUAUCAGAGAAUAACGAUGUUUCUGGAGUUACAGCUCAAAAUGCUGUUAGUAUUUCUGACAGUGACGUUGAUUCUGAAGAGGAAGUCCAAGCAAUGCUAAAGAAAGAGAGAGAAAUACAGAAAGCUGAAAAUGUGGAGACUGAAAGUGACCACGUGGAAAUUGUUGGGGGUCAUUUUGAAUUAAAGUACAGUGGUCACUGGUCCUUGGGCAAUCCAGAUGCCAUGAAGAAAGGCAUCAGAGGGAAAGAGUCUGUGGAAUGUGAUAAUGGAUAUGAUUCAGCAGAUACAGAUGAAAUUAUUGCUGAAAGUAAAACUCCCAAUCUAAGUAGCACGAGGACUUCGAUUGUAGAAGAUUCUAAACAGGUGAAGGUGAAAAAUAAAGCAAUAUUAACUAACAACAAAUGUGGUUUGGUAAGUGACUCCUCACUGAAAACUCGCAAUUCAAAGGAAGAACACAUUGAAAGAAGAGAGGAAAUGAACAAAUCCAAAGUUACUGCCUUACAGAGUACAGCAGUCACCAGUGCAAGAGAGACAAGUGAUAGUGAGACCUCGUAUUCAGAGGCUGAGAAAGAGGAGUCUGAAAUCAGUUCUGAUUAUGAAUCCAUGAUGCAAAACUGUUACCACUUAGACCUCACAUUAGAUGACUUAAAAGUAUUAGCUGCUGAAGACACGGAGGCACAGGUGGAAGAGUGGGGGAGUGUGGAAGAAAAUACAAAAGGUAACUUUGUAAAUAAAUCAAAACUGUCUAAAUCUCCCCCUGCAGUUAAGGAAUGUAUCUGUCCUGAAGAUGUGGUUGCUGCUAUUUUAUCAGGGGAGAACAUGGAUGAAGAAAGCUCCAAGGGACCAAGUAAUUCACAUUUGAAGUAUCAGCCCUUCAGAGGAAUGAGGUCCCUUAGUGAAAAAGAUGCAAAUGAUGAGAGCACUGGUUUAAAGAAGAGGUCUGUAGAAAGUUUAGGUCUUGAAGCUUCUAUUUCUUAUUGUGGGGAGGAGUCGUCUAAAAGACAGUCUAAGAACUGUCCUCUGUAUUCACUUGAAGUCAGCAGUAGAAAGAGACAAAAUAUCCCUUGUGAACAGCACGAGGAACUGUCAGAUGCUGCCUCCUUAGCAGCUGAGAGACAUCAGCCUGUUUCCAGGCCACGUUUAGAAGGAAAGAACAAAGAUGUAAGUUCUUCACAAGAUUACCGAAAUUCAAGGCGUGGAGGUGCUGCUCCUGGUCCUGAUCAGAGUGAAGAUGAGAGUGGUGACAGGGGCAGUAAUGGUGCAGCGUCACAGAAACAGGGUAAACGACAACUGAGAAGCCCCAAGCUGCUUUCAAAAAAAAUGAAGAGGGAUGUAAGCAGUAAAAAUCCAGAAUGUGAAGCUCUUACAUGUGAGAAUGGGAAGACAAACCUUCUUGAAAACAAGGAGCUUUGUCUUCGUGCUGCUGCUUCAGAGGCACCUGUUACAAAAGAGAAGCAGUUGCAGGAUAAUGAGAGGCGGCUGGCAGCUCUAGAAGAGAGACAAAAAGAGAGAGAAUUACAGAAGAAACUCAUUCAAGGAGCUCUUUCAAAUCUGGAUAGCCAGCCAGCAAGCAAGCAGAAACACAUCAUAUUCAAUUCAGAUGUGGAAAGUGAAGCUGAAGCAGAUGAGAUCAAGAAGGACGCGAGCCUGGGAAAUCUCUCCAGAGAAGAUGAAUCUGCUCCUAAAAGUUCAGGCAGACUGUUUGAAAGCAGCGAGGAUGAGCAAGAUGAUACAGAUGAUGAGAGAUUCAAAAUUAAGCCCCAGUUUGAAGGCAAAGCUGGUGAAAAACUCCUGCAAUUGCAAUCUCGAUUUGGCACGGAUGAAAGGUUCCGCAUGGAUGCUCGCUUCCUUGAAAGCGACAAUGAGGAAGAAGACACAGGCAUGUUGGAGGCAGAUGAGGAUGAAGAGCUUGCUGCAGAGAAAAAGAAAAAUCUGCAGAUCCUGGGAAGCCUCUUGAAUAUCAACCUGGAACACCCUAAGGCAACUAAAAUGGCCAGAAGUGCUAAGAAAUUCAAAGACAUGAAUGCCCUCCGCUACGAUCCCACGCGACAGGACCACGCGGUUUUUGAAAGGAAACCAAGUGCUACCGAAAACGAGAGUAAAGCUAAAAGGAAGAAGAAGAGGGAAGAGAGUGAGAAACUGCCUGAAGUGUCUAAAGAAACGUAUUACAAUAUUGCUGUUGAUUUAAAAGAGUUGUUUGGAUCUUCAAAGAAAAAAUCAGAAAUAAAUGAAGCAGCACCCUGGGACAAAGACAAUGCAGAGGACUCUACCCCAGCUGACCAUUUGGGACCUGAUGGUGGUGGAAACAGAGCUCAGGAGUUUGGUGCUUUCACGUUUUCUUUCUUCAGAGACACUGAGGAGUCGGGCACAAAAGAAGAGCCCUACGUGCUUGAAACCAUCAAACCCGUGAAAGUCAUGUGGCAAGAAGAUCCACGUUUCCAAGACAGCAGUUCUGAGGGUGAUGAUGAACCAGAGGCAUCAGAAAGUGAAAAGGACAAAGAAAAGUUUCUGUCUUUACCACAAACAGGAAGUGCCAGGUUUUUCUUCUUCUCCAAAGAUGAUGAACGACUGAGAGAGGGCCCUAAGUUAUUUUGUAGUUCAGUAGACCUCAGUGAAGACAAAGACUGUUGGGAAGACAGACGUCAGUUAUUGCUUGAGGAGUGCCGGAAGAAGCACAAGGAUGCACGAAGGAAAGUGAGAGCAAAACAAUAAAUCUUGAUCGUACUGGUCAGAAAUGUUUCAUGUUUCUGUGAAGAAGUUGUAGAAGAAUGUGACUCCCCAAAUUCUUGUCUUUCGAAGCUCUGGUGGGAAAUGAUACUCUGAAAGACUGUUGAAGGUGAAGGAUGAGCGUGUCCACUGUGUCACUGCAAUGUUUGUAACACGGUCUGGGGGGUUUUUGUCUGUAUGGUUUAGAUGUGACCGGCCGCUCUGCAAGAUUUUUGAGAACUUGGUCGUAUAACAAAGGCAACACUGAGUUCUUUCACCGUGUUCUCAGGUCCUGCUGCUGCACAGGGCUGAGGAAGAGCAGGUAGCUCUGUGUCUGUAAGACUGUACGGCCGGCAUUGUGCCAAACAUGACAGAGGUCCUGUUUGAGAUGGCUUUGCAGGUGUUUGGAAUGCAGUAUUUCUGGAGUAAAGGUCUUAUCAGAGGGUUCUGAACAUACAUCUAUAACAGGGAAGACUUGGGAAAAGGGUAUAUUUGUAUUUUUCCACAGAUUUUUCUACUUCUAAUAAAGAUAAAGGACAAAUGUU